This is a messenger RNA of Paramuricea clavata, 2607 nucleotides long. The record is from the annotation of a GenBank genome assembly. NCBI's taxonomy places the organism in Eukaryota, Metazoa, Cnidaria, Anthozoa, Malacalcyonacea, Plexauridae.
AUGAAACGCAGGAAAAUUGACCCGGCCGAACGGACCAAUCGAAAGCGCGUGAUCUGCCUACGAUGCGACAAAGUACUAAACGCAGAUAAUACGACAUAUCACCAGCAAUCAAUACACAAAGGACUGACGCCGAAGUUUCAAGAUAUAGUCGACAAAUCCCAACGGCUCCUGAAUUUUGAAUCUUUCAAACCUGUCGAACUUUUGAGUGAGGUAUAAUUUGAAAAUUUUUUAUAAUAAUAUAAUUGAUGCAGACAUGCAGUAGCCAGACUGAGAUUUUGUAUAGCUGUAUUAUGUCUGUUUAUCGGCAUGUUGCUGUGUGUACUUCGAUUCUAUUUGAUUCCAUUUGGAAACAACUAGUGUAUGCAAAAAGCAAGACAGACGGUGUGUAUAGUCGAAGAAGUAUAGAACAUUUAAAUGAGGUUAUGAUAUAGAUUUUAUGCUAAUACUUACACCAUACUAGUCACAAUAUAAUGUAUUUUUAUGUAUAAUAUCUAUUUUUGGAUAGUCUAUUGGUUCCUGUCAACAGCCAACAAAAUGCGAAACAAGUUUACAACAGCUUCAAACACAGUCAAGAUCAAGGGAGUCGACUUCUUAUGACGCGAGCUGGGCUCCUGUUCAAAAGGAAGUUGAUGUAGAAAUAGAGAUUGACCAGCCGAGCUUGCCCGACGCUGACGUCCACCAAAAUAUUUCAUCUGAUUCUGCAACUGCCGAAAAUGAAAAACAACAAACAAUCUGUUCACAAGCAUCAGUUAUAGUGUCUGAAUCGAUUUUUCAAGGAUCUGAAACAGCUGAAACGGACGUGAACGAUCGUGAAUGUCGUAAAAUUGAUCUUGUAUGCACAGAAACUGAAUUGCCACCAUUGCCAAACAGCACUGCCACCAUUCCCGAAUUGAUGCUUGAAGAUACUGAAAAUACACUCGAAAACGCUGACAAUGUAACGGUGUCAUCAACAGAGCGGUAUCUCCGCUGUCUCGGUCAGUUACGAAGGAGUUCCGAGAAAUUAUCUAGCCUAGUGAGUGAAGCAACUGAUCAAAAUCAAGUCCACUUGAAAUCUGCAUAUACACAACUUAUUAGUACUUGCGAAAGAGUUGUAACAAUGGUUGAGGACGUGAAAGAGUUGGACUACAAGCAGUCCAGAAUCAAACAGAGGCUGAAUCCGACAUGCUUGAGGAUAGCAAUCUUAUUGAACAUGAUCCAGCUAGAAGACCGGCAACGUUAACAAGAAACCAAACAAAGUAUCUAAUCCAUCUUGGACCAUAUCAACCAAAACUAUCUAUUUAUCCACGUAAUCUUGAACUAACCAAGAAGGGAAAGCAGAGCUCAUUUUCUCAAUCAUGGUUCGAUGAUUACCCUUACUUAGAGUACAGUAUUUUAGCAAACAAGGCUUACUGCUUCGUGUGUAGUAUAUUUGGAAAAGAAGGCGAUCAGAGAGAAAGAUCAGAGAAAGCGUGGAUAGAAGGUAUCGAUGAUUGGUCUAAGAUGAAAGGCAGUCGAGGCAAAAACAAACCAGGGAAACUACAAACCCACUUUAGCUGUGACGCUCACACUGCCGCAAUUCGUGACUAUGCUAUUUUUGUCCGAGAGGGUAACCAUAUCGAUGAAUUAUUGUCAAAACAGCAGCGAAGAAGUAUUAUCGACGACGAAAGCGAAAAAGCGAAGAAUAGAGAGGUUAUCGAAAUGCUUAUUGACGUGACUAAAACACUGACAAGAAACGGAAUAGCCCUUCGUGGAAACGACUCUGAUGAAGACGGAAACUUCCGGCAAAUCGUCUACCUUCUUUCACGACAUAAUCCUGUAAUGAAAGCGUGGUUAGAAAACCGUUCGAUGCGCAAAUACCACACAACGUAUCUCAGUCCACAAAGUCAGAACGAGUUUAUUAGUCUUCUGGGUGACGAAGUAAGAAGUCAAAUAAGCUCUUGCGUAAAAGAUGCUGGUUUCUGUUCGGUCAUGGCAGACACUACACCCGAUGUUAGUCACAGUGAUGAGCUAUCUGUUGCUGUCCGCUACGUUGAUGUAGACUCUUGCUUGCCAAAAGAACGAUUGGUGAGGGUGGUAGAGACUAAAGACAAGACUGGAGCUGGACAAGCCGAGGACAUUGUGAAGUGUCUGAAGCUAUCGCACAUACCACUGUCAACUGUUAUGUUUCAAACCUACGACUCAACUGCCAGUAUGUCAGGAAGAUUCAAUGGCGCGCAACAGAAGCUGAGUGAGAUGUUGGAGAGAAAGAUUCCUUACACGAAGUGCACUCCACAUGGUGUUAACCUCGUGGUAGAGCACGGUUGCUCAGCAUCACCAUUAAUUGGUAAAGUAUUUGCGGUUCUGGAGAAGAUUUUUGUCUUCUUCACUGAUAGUCCAAAAAGGAAUCAACAUCUGAAGGAGAAAUCUGAGGAAGUUGGAAAUUACCUGCAGCUGCGAAACCUUUCCAAAACAAGAUGGGCAGCCCGGCCCGAAUCUGUGGAAGCCGUUUGGAGAGGUCUAGAGGCUAUUUUAUCAGCUCUCGACGCAAUUACGAAAACUGGCGACCCAGUCUCAAAGACAAAAGCAGCAGGACUGAUUAAUAUGAUUCUUAACAUCGACUUCAUUUGUGGAAUAAUGUUCUUAAAAAAU